UAAGAUACAUAAUACGCGCUUCCCUUUUCUCUUUCUUAGGUGAAACUUAACACCAUCACUGAAGUUUCUGGAAGAAAUGAGAUUGAGAAGAAGGGAGUGGGAGGGUGAAGUUUGAGAGGGUAUACCAUAUUUUAAUAACAAUUUUUUAGUCAAAACUAAAACAUUCCUUAUUAGAUUUCCUAUUCAUUUAUCUCUGGUGAAUCAGAGUUGUGCCCUUUGGUGCCGUAAAUAAUAAUAAUAAAAGACAGAGAAAGGGGUACGUACUUAGUGGAUGUCUUCGUUCUCAACGAACACCGCCGGCGGUGGCUAUUGUGAGGACAGCAAGGAGGAAAGCUUCUACGAUAGUGGACCCCACAGCGCGGCAGUCGAGCUGGGGAUGCACAUCGAGGACUGCAUCGGCAUGCUUCCGGGGUUUCUCACCCUUGUGGACGAGAGCCUGCGUGGGAUCCAGUGCUACACCGCUUUUUCACGGGCCACGAGUACUGGAAGUGAUGAGGGGGCGAGGAAGGAUCUUUUGAGUCCACCGAUAGAAUCUUUUCCCUCUGUCCAAGGCUUUGGCGAGGUGCCCAUGGUAGGCCUGGGGAGCAGUAAAGUGUAUGAAAGACUUCGAGCCCUGAAGGACCCCACCGUGAUGACAACGCUGUUCAUCCGUCCGGCGCGCCACCGUGGGGAGGAUUCCAACUUCCCUGCAUCUUUGCGUUCGUUUCGGGUAUAUUUUAACUUUAUGGAAGGUUUUAGCCUUCACCCUAGCGACGAGGUGGGCGAGAGCGACUUAUCGCAGGAGGAAACUCAUCCAACUUGUUAUGAGUCCCUGCUGUCGCUGUUGCUCGUGAACUUCUGGGAUGAGCAGCGAAAGACAUAAAGACAAAUCUUAUUAGAAACGGUAUAUUAAAUCGGAGCCAUAAGAUGAGAGGGCAAAUAAGAAUUCCUUUGCCCUCUCGAUGUAUGACAGAAUCAAGAGUUAAAAUUCAAAAAAAAAGGGCAUUCACUAGGGAAGACAAGAGUGAAGCAAAUAAAUACCGCCACUGAUAUCAAAUGUCGAAAGAUGCCUUGAGCUUUGUAAAUUAGACCGAAAUGAGAUUUUUGUUAUGCUUGCAGUGAU
Phytomonas sp. Hart1 is the source of this 1102-nucleotide messenger RNA. The record is from the annotation of a GenBank genome assembly. NCBI's taxonomy places the organism in Eukaryota, Euglenozoa, Kinetoplastea, Trypanosomatida, Trypanosomatidae.